ACAUCCUCAACACUGAAGAUUCUCACUUUAGUUCUUUCAAAAUGAUGGAUUUUCAUAAUGUUUAACUUUUGCUUUCAUAGUUUGAACUCAAGUUUAUUUGUGUCUUGCUACACAUCCGUAUUUCAAAUUGUAUAACGCGAGAUGUUGACAGAAACUGGGCUCUGAGUCACUGUAAAGAAAGGGGCCUAAUUCUGAGUCACGUCUAGGGCACUAGAAUGUUUUGGCAUAAAGCCACAAUGCCAGGCUACUCCUCAGAUUUUCCAGAGACCACUCGUUUCUCCCUCCUCCCUUCACAUUUUUUUUUCCCAGUUGGAGUUCCUCUUCAUGUUGUGGAUAAGAAACAGAACGUCCCCGCUGUGUUCCGUGGCCCUACAGUCCCCAAGGCCCGCCAAUCUCUGAUCAGAACAACCUCCUGGAACGCCCAACUCCUAAUUCCUUUUCACCCGCUCAGGUUCUCAAAAACCAGGACCAUGACAAGAGUGGGCUGGUUUCCACUUCAACACUCCUUGGCUCUCUGAGCCAAAUUUUCAACUCUGCACAGCCAGUCGCCUCAUCGGUCCGCGCAGCCUGGGACCUCAGGCCAAGAAAUCCUCGAGUGAUUUUAUUUCGGCAAAAUCAAAAAAACGAAAACCAAAAAGAGACUACAAACACCUUGCAGCCCGGCGCUUCAAUUCCACCCGCGGUUCCCGUCCGACCCGCAGCCCAGCGCAGUCGCGGGCCUCGCCCUGACGUCAUCAAGGCGCCCGGAAGUAGCCGUCAGGCUGGAGACGUCACCCGGUUGCGCCGAGUAAGAUCGCUGCUUACCAGUUGCUGGGAGGAGGCUAGAGGGAAGCUGCUGGGUCAGGAUCAUGCCUAACAGGGAGAGCUUUCCCGGGCAGCAGAGGCUGGUGGGCUUGGGGUGAAAGAAGCAGGGCAGAUGCAAAAUCUGGAGAGCGCGGGGGCCGGGCGGUCAGUCAGCACCCAGACUGGCAGCAUGACCGGUCAAAUGCCAAGACUUUCUAAAGUCAACCUUUUCACUCUGCUCAGUCUCUGGAUGGAGCUCUUCCCAGGAGUAGAAGCCCAAAAGCAAAAAUCUCAGGAAAAUGAAGAAGACAAAUGUGGACCCUUAGGAGAUGAUAAAGAGAUGGCCAGAGAAUCUACWAACAAAAAACAGGUGAAGAAAACUGGUCUCGUGGUGGUGAAAAACAUGAAAAUUGUUGGUCUCCAUUGUUCUAGUGAAGAUCUACAUGCUGGGCAAAUUGCUCUUAUUAAACAUGGGUCAAGGCUGAAAAACUGUGAUCUUUAUUUUUCCAGAAAACCAUGUUCUGCUUGUUUGAAAAUGAUUGUAAAUGCUGGAGUUAAUCGAAUUUCAUAUUGGCCUGCUGAUCCAGAAAUAAGUUUGCUUACUGAGGCUUCUAGUUCUGAAGAUGCAAAGUUAGAUGCCAAAGCUGUGGAAAGACUGAAGUCAAACAGUCGGGCCCAUGUGUGUGUCUUACUUCAACCUUUGGUGUGUUAUAUGGUGCAGUUUGUAGAGGAGACUUCCUACAAAUGUGACUUUAUUCAAAAAAUUACAAAGACAGUACCAGAUGCUAACAUUGACUUUUAUUCUGAAUGUAAACAAGAAAGAAUAAAAGAAUAUGAAAUGAUAUUUUUGAUUUCAAAUGAAGAAAUGCAUAAGCAAAUCCUGAUGACUAUAGGUCUGGAGAACCUGUGUGAAAAUCCCUACUUUAGCAAUCUGAGGCAAAACAUGAAAGACCUUAUCCUAAUCUUGGCCACAGUAGCUUCCAGUGUGCCCAGCUUUAAACACUUUGGAUUUUAUUGUAGUAAUCCAGAACAGAUUAAUGAAAUUCACAAUCAAAGUUUGCCACAAGAAAUUGCAAGGCACUGCAUGGUUCAGGCCAGGUUAUUGGCAUAUCGGACUGAGGAUCAUAAAACAGGAGUUGGAGCAGUCAUUUGGGCAGAAGGAAAAUCUAGAAGCUGUGACGGAACCGGAGCUAUGUACUUCAUAGGAUGUGGCUAUAAUGCCUUUCCUGUUGGAUCUGAGUAUGCUGACUUCCCACAUAUGGAUGACAARCAGAAAGACAGAGAAAUAAGGAAAUUCAGAUACAUCAUACAUGCUGAACAAAAUGCCUUGACAUUUAGGUGUCAAAAAAUAAAACCAGAAGAAAGAAGCAUGAUUUUUGUGACAAAAUGCCCAUGUGAUGAAUGUGUACCUUUAAUUAAAGGUGCUGGCAUAAAACAAAUCUAUGCAGGGGAUGUAGAUGUUGGAAAAAAGAAGGCAGACAUCUCUUACAUGAGGUUUGGGGAACUUGAGGGUGUUAGCAAAUUUACCUGGCAGCUGAAUCCAUCUGGAGCUUAUGAUCUUGAAGAAAACGAGCCUGAAAGGAGAGAAAACGGUGUGUUGAGAGCCCUGCCUGGGAGUGAGGAGCAGCACCGCAAGAAGCUAUGUCUGGGAAAGCCCUCGGAGGGCCUCUCUACGCUGCAGUGACGGCCUCAGGAGUUGGUUGUUGCACCUCUAAAGUUCAGCCUUGUUAACUCAGAAAAUGAGGAUGGAUUUCGUGAACCAUUGAAAAGUUUGUUAGGAUAUGAAUUAUGUUGAUGAGGACAUUUUUAUUUUAGACUUAUUUGUGUAUUUUUCAGAAUAUGGCAAUGUGUUUAAUGCUUUAAUGAGAUCAGUGUCAUCACCAACAGGGAUGGAUUUCUGUUUAUCUCAGUUUCUAUUUAUACAGCCAGUUUGAAAGGGGCUGGCUCACUGGAGUCAUAUCUCAACAGGGAAUUGCAUAUCUUUYGAGAAGUAUUAAUUCCUUUGGAUUACAAGGGUGACAAUUAGUAAAUUGUCCAGGGAAAUAAGUGACAAUCUGUUCAUAUUUUAAGAAUCCAUGUAUAGAUAACCAGAAGGGUCAUGUUUAUACCUAAAAUCAUUCUAGCAUUCAAAAAUUACUUAAUUGGGACUGUCUUAAAGUCUCCAUUUUGAAACUAUAUUUUUAAAAUUAGUAAUCUCUUAGGCUGGAGGUCUAGCUCAGUGGUAAAGUACUAGCCAGCAUGU
Messenger RNA from Urocitellus parryii (Arctic ground squirrel), 3025 nucleotides. RefSeq names its product cytidine and dCMP deaminase domain containing 1 (gene Cdadc1). Lineage: Eukaryota; Metazoa; Chordata; Mammalia; Rodentia; Sciuridae. Gene Ontology annotation, molecular function: dCMP deaminase activity; zinc ion binding. The record is from RefSeq and is a predicted model, not a curated record. Gene Ontology annotation, cellular component: cytoplasm.